UAAAGUCGCGCCAAGCUCGCUUCCAGUGCCGCGUGGUACUUCGAGUGGAACUUAACUCAGUUUAAACAUGCUGUUGCUCGUUUUGACGAUCAUCCUCUCCGUCCUGAGUGGAUUGUUGUACUGGAACCAUCGUAGGAAGUACAGAUUUGCGGACAAAUGGCCUACGAUGCAGCCUGCCUACCCUUUGGUUGGCAACGCUCUGUCGAUGGUAGGAAAAACUGAUGUGGAGAGGUUUGAAGUGAUCAAACGCGCGUUUCGUGUGUCGGAUAGAAUAUCGAAGGCUUGGGCUGGACCCAAACUUUUGCUUAUUACCAGUCAUCCGGAUCUGAUUCAGCAGAUUUUAACGAGCCAAGAUUGUCUGGAGAAACCAUUUCUCUACGAGUAUGCCGGUUUCAGUGAAGGACUCUUCACCGCUAAAUAUCCCAUUUGGAAGGGGACGCGAAAGCGGUUGAAUCCGUGUUUCAAUCAGCGAGUUGUCAACAGUUUUGUUCCGGUGUUUGUGAGAUGUGCCGAGAAGAUGGUGGCCAGUUUGAAUGAGUGUGAGGACGGGGCCACCGUCAGUAUGCACAAGUAUACGUCGCUCUGCACCGUUGAGAUGGCAUGUGGAACCACCAUCGGAACGGAUAUUCUCGAUAGGAAAGGCAAGCGGGAGUUUAAACAGGCACUGGAUAUAGCUUCCGAACGGGCAUCGAGAAGAAUGAUAAGUGUGCAUCUUUAUCCGGAUUUCGUGUAUCGUUUUACCAGAUUUUAUAAGGAGUGUACUGAGGCUAGGAAAAUUGUCGUCGAUUAUUACACCCAGCUCGUGAUGGAACGAAAGGAGCUCCUAUUAAAAAAAGCCACCAACAACAAUAACGGUAACGAGGAGGAAGAUAUUACCAGACCCAAGAUUCUCGUCGAUCAAUUGCUGACAACAACCAAUGAGGAUGGUAAACCGUAUUCGGACAAGCAAAUUACAGACAAUGUAUAUGCUACUAUGACCGGGGCUACCGACACCGCAGGUUUGCUGACGGCCUACUCCUGUCUCUUCAUGUCGUUCUAUCCGGAGGUCCAGGAACGUCUGUAUGCCGAAAUCAUCGAACACUUCCCAGCCGACAGUGCCGAGCUGGAUUUUGAUCCGGAAACCAUCAAAGAGCUAAAAUAUACCGAGAUGUUCCUGAACGAAGUACAACGACACUGGACCGCAGUGCCCCAGAUUGCACGGCAAAAUAUCGCCGAGGUCGAAAUCGAUGGCGUGAAAGUACCCCCGGGGACCAUUUUCGUUAUGAGUUUGAUUGAGUUGCACAAACGAAAGGAUGUUUGGGGCCCAGAUGCGGAGCGGUUCGACCCGGAGAAUUUCUCCCCGGAACGGGUGAAGGACCGUCAUCCGUUUGGAUACCUGCCGUUCAGUGGUGGCAACCGGAUUUGCAUUGGUUGGCGUUAUGCAAUGUUCGCUAUGAAAAUAAUCAUGGUACAUCUGGUGCGAAACUUCAAAUUCAGCUCCAAGAUCAAGCCGGAGGAUAUUGUGUUUAAGCAUGACUUAACGUUAAAAUUGCCAUUCGAUGUUAUGGUACAGGUUACUAAACGAAAUGUUGUGAAAUACAGAAAACUGCGCGUCGUCGUGACUGAUCUGAAACAAGCAAACGAUAUUGCUAGCAAUGAGAUCUUCACGAGGGAGUAUCGCGUCUACGUACCUUCUCGGAUGGUGGAGAUCGACGGUGUGGUUCGCGAGGAGAGUUUAACGGUUGAAGAUCUUAUGAAGGAUGGGAUUGGCCGCUUCAAGAAUGUCGAUCUUCAACCAGUGAAGAUAUUGGAGUGCAAGCAAUUGCACUCUAAAUCGGCACAAGAUGGGAAGUACUACCCAUCAGACUCUUUUCACAAACUAUGGCGUGUGACACGUAAACGGCUAAAUCCAUGCUUCAAUCAGCGCAUUUUAAAUGGAUUUAUUCCAACGUUUGUGAAAUGCGCUCGUCAUAUGACCGAAAAGCUGAACCGGUGUUUGGAUGGUGCAACGGUUAACAUCCAUAGAUACACAUCGAUCUGCACUCUAGAGAUGGCUUGCGGAACUUCGCUCGGCAGUGACAUUGCGCAAUAUAAGGGCAAGAUCGAAUUCGUGCACGGUCUUGAUGUAGCAUUCAACGAAGCCGCACGGCGGAUGGCUUGCGUUCAUCUCUACCCAGAUACUAUUUAUCGGCACACCAGUCACUACAGGGACUUAAUGCAGGCGAGAAAUGUUGUAUGUGACUUUUUCAAACAGAUUGUUACAGAAAAAAAGAAACAAAAUAGUUCGAAGGGUGACUGUGAGAAAGACGAUAACCAUAAACCGAAACCGUUGAUAGAUCAACUACUGAGUUCUUCCCAGGAUGGAAUGGCCUUCAGUGAGACUGAAAUCAUCGACAACAUCUAUGCAGUCAUAACCGGAGCUAAUGAUACAUCCGGUUUGCUGAUAGCUCACGCUUGCUUGUUCUUAUGUUUUUAUAAGGAUAUUCAGGAGAAGCUGUACGCAGAGAUAAUGGAGCUCGUUCCGAACGACGAGGUGGAAAUCAACGCCGACACUUUGAAGAAACUAACCUACCUGGAAAUGUUUCUGAAGGAGUGUUUGCGGCACUGUCCCGUAGCUCCGAACAUUUCCCGUGAAAAUAUGGUGGAAAUGGAAAUCGAUGGAAUGAAAGUACCACCGGGGAACAUUUUCAUAAUGAAUUUUUACGCGCUGCACCGGCGAAAGGAUGUGUGGGGACCGGAUGCCGAACGGUUCGAUCCCGAGCAGUUUAGCGAACAGCGAGCCAAGGAUCGGCAUCCAUUUUCUUUCCUGCCGUUCAGUGGGGGCAGCAGAAUGUGUAUUGGUUGGCGUUACGCUAUGAUCAGCAUGAAGGUGAUGCUAAUUUAUCUCAUCAGGAAUUUCCGGUUCGAUUCCAAGAUACGACAGGAGGACGUCCGGUACAGGCACGAUUUGACUAUGAAACUGCCGUUCGAGCAUUUAAUUCAGAUUAACAAACGAUUCCACUUGAAAGGCAGCUCCUUGACAGUGUCGGAUUAGAUCGGUCUAGGACAAUUCAACAAGUCAACGGGCAUUGAAUAAUUUUUGUGUGAUUUGAGACUGGUUCAUAAAAAAAUGAGAACGCAUUGUUGUUGGUUGGUAAAAAGAUAAUAAUAUUGAUGGAAAUACGUAUUAUUGUAUCUAAUGUAAGAUAGUUAAUUAUGCAGAUGGUUCACCCCCACCCGAAGAAAA
This is a messenger RNA of Malaya genurostris, 3205 nucleotides long. Its product is annotated as cytochrome P450 4C1-like. Lineage: Eukaryota; Metazoa; Arthropoda; Insecta; Diptera; Culicidae. The transcript has 13 exons. The record is from RefSeq and is a predicted model, not a curated record. Gene Ontology annotation, molecular function: iron ion binding; monooxygenase activity; oxidoreductase activity, acting on paired donors, with incorporation or reduction of molecular oxygen. Bases 68 to 3013 code for a protein of 981 amino acids.